AAUGGCAGAGUGAAGAUGGGGGACUGGAACUUCCUUGGAGGGAUUUUGGAGGAGGUGCAUAUCCAUUCCACCAUGGUGGGAAAGAUCUGGCUCACCAUCCUGUUCAUCUUCCGCAUGCUGGUCCUCGGGGUGGCGGCCGAGGACGUGUGGAAUGACGAGCAGGCUGACUUCAUAUGCAACACCGAGCAGCCGGGAUGCAGGAACGUGUGCUACGACCACGCGUUCCCAAUCUCCCUCAUCCGCUACUGGGUGCUGCAGGUCAUUUUUGUGUCUUCCCCCUCGCUGGUUUACAUGGGCCACGCUCUGUACAGGCUGCGGGCGCUGGAGAAGGCACGGCAGAAGAAGAAGGCUCUGCUGCGGAAGGAGCUGGAGUUGGUGGACGUGGAGCUUGCAGAAGCCCGGAAGAGGAUCGAGAGGGAGGUGAAGCAGCUGGAUCAGGGGAAGCUGAACAAAGCUCCUCUCAGGGGCUCUCUGCUGCGCACCUACGUGGCUCACGUUGUCACUCGCUCUGUUGUUGAGGUGGCCUUCAUGACAGGCCAGUACCUCCUGUACGGCUUCCACCUCUACCCGCUCUACAAGUGUGAGCGGGAUCCAUGUCCCAACGCUGUGGACUGCUACGUUUCCAGGCCGACGGAGAAAAGCGUCUUCAUGGUGUUCAUGCAAUGCAUUGCUGCCAUUUCUCUCUCCCUGAACAUCCUGGAGAUCAUGCAUCUGGGCUACAAGAAGGUUAAAAAGGGAAUCCUGGACUUCUACCCGCACUUAAGCGAAAGAGACGAACUUGACGACUUUUACGCCAACAAGUAUAAAAAAGAAUCUGUGGUGCAAAUUUGCACAAAUGUACCACGGAAGUCGACGAUUGCCUCCGCACCCAGUGACUACAACCUCCUGAUGGACAGGAUGCAUGGCAAUAUUAUGUACCCAAACCUUAUCAAACCUUCCACUUUUCUACCUCAGGGCGAGGUGGCCCCUCAGCACGACUUGGACGACUCCAGAUGUUCAGCUCAAAGCCCCCCAGAUUGUAACUGCACACUGACAACCAACGAGCCCUGCUCUCCGUGCUGCGACUCCCUCAUCAAUCCCAAGCAGGAGGCUGAGGACUUACUGCGUCUUUCCCCACACAGUAAAGAGAACGGUGGCGCUGAAAGAGGGAGCCCAGACUCUCCUAAGUGCCCACAGAAAGCAGCGGACACUUCCUCCUUCCCCACGCUGCCGGUGAGUGCAUCCAAGAGGCCGUGGAGGGCUCACGGCUCUUUUAAAUGCUCCACGGUGUUGGAGAGCAAAAGCUCCGACACAGAUUCAUACGGGGGGGCAAAACCCAGCAGCGGACCUCUCCUCACUCGAGUGCAUUCGAAAUCAGAUGGCAAACAUCAAAGCCGGCCCUCCACCCCGGAGUCAGUGGACGACUCCAGCUCAGGAUCCAGGAACAACCACAGACCCCCUUCCUCCAACUGCAAAACAUCAGUGGCGAGUAAUGCGAGCAGCAGACGAGCUGCAGACCUGCAGAUCUGA
Centropristis striata (black sea bass) is the source of this 1509-nucleotide messenger RNA. RefSeq names its product gap junction protein alpha 9a (gene gja9a). NCBI's taxonomy places the organism in Eukaryota, Metazoa, Chordata, Actinopteri, Perciformes, Serranidae. Gene Ontology annotation, cellular component: connexin complex. Bases 16 to 1509 code for a protein of 497 amino acids. The transcript has a single exon. Gene Ontology annotation, biological process: cell communication. The record is from RefSeq and is a predicted model, not a curated record.